This is a messenger RNA of Xenopus laevis (African clawed frog), 3185 nucleotides long. RefSeq names its product hematopoietic progenitor cell antigen CD34 (gene cd34.L). The record is from RefSeq and is a predicted model, not a curated record. The transcript has 9 exons. The coding region runs from base 172 to 1350 and encodes 392 amino acids. NCBI's taxonomy places the organism in Eukaryota, Metazoa, Chordata, Amphibia, Anura, Pipidae.
CCACCUCAUAGCUGCCUGGGUCUGAACUCACAGACACACACACACAAAGUCUCUCUCUCUCUGCGGCUCUGACCUUAGGGGAUGCACUAACUUCCACAAAUAACAUUACACAACAACCGAGAACCUGGUCCAUCUGUGCAUCUCUGUGUCUGACUGAAUACAGCUGCAAGAAUGAUGCUACUGUGCUGCCUCAGAAAGCUAAAUAAGAUGCAUCUUUUGGGGAGUCUGUUAAGCAUGCUGAUACUACUUGAAAACACCUAUUUUGUUGUUGGUUCUGAAAAUUCUACAACAGCUCAUACAACUGGGAAAACAAUUGUAACUCAAGGUGUCACUUCUACUCCAGCUAUCCCUAUAGCUGCCACCGUGACCAUUUCGAGCACAGUGCAAAAUGCAGAAAGGGAUUCCACAACCGCAGAGAAUAACAUGGUAUUGGGGAACCUCACCGAGCCUGUAAUGACAGUGUCACAAAAUUCAACAAACUCAACAUCUCUAACAGAUAUACCUACAACAACGAUUUCUGAAGCUUUCACAUCAUCUGUUCCCAAUGCCACAAAUAUUAUUGUUCCCACAAACUUGAAUAUGAGUACAGACUCUGUGGAAUCAUCUACAGCCACAGCCUGUUGCACCACAACUGUGCCCCAUCCAGGCAGCACCGCCGUUCAAGACACCACCUAUUCCUCAACUCGUGACGACAUUCCCCCAGAAGUGGAAAUAGAAGAUCAGCAGAACUCCACGGAACCAGUCGCAUUUACAUGCAGCAACCUCAGAAACCAUAAAACGAAUGCAGAGGUGGUGUGCUUUGAAUAUCAGGAGAAAGUCAAUUGUGAAGACCUCCUGAAACCAGACAAGGGAAAUACACUAAGGUCUGUUUUGUGCAAUGUCACCAAUUCUUACACUAGCCAAUGCCACCUGACCCUCUACACUUCAGAAACCAAUCAGAAAUGCAUCCUUUGGGUCUUGAAAGGAAUUGCCAGCAACGAUGCAAAGGAAGCUCUAGAGAGUCAUUAUUCAGCACUUCAAAAGAAAGACUUUGUGUAUAAGUGGGAGCAGAUUUCUGAUCAUCAAACAAAAACGAAGAAGACAAUGAUUGCCCUGGUUACUGUUGGUGUUUUGAUAGCCUUUAUUAUUCUAAUUGGCUACUAUCUCUCCAACCGGGAAAGCUGGACCCCUGGCAGACAGAGACUGGGCGAGGACCCAUAUUAUACUGAAACGGAUAGCCAAGGAAACACCCUAGUGUCAGUGUCUGCCCACAGUCAGGAAAAGGAGAAUGGAACAGGUCAGACAAGCACACCAACCACAACCAAUGGGCACUCAACGAAGAAGCAGGCUAUGACAGACACAAAAGUAUAACAAGGGAAAACCUAAUGAACUGAGGGAGAAAAGCAAAUAAGUAAACUUGGAACAUGUACAUGUAGAGAAAAUGAAAAAAAAAAUCUUCAAUGUUUGCUUCCUAUCACGUCUUUGGCUUUCGUUAAAAGAAAGAAAUCUGUACCAAAGACACGAACAACAAAUUGAAAUCUGGAAAUUUUGUGAAUAUGUAAUUCAUGGAAAGGAACCUGCAUUUUUUGAAAUUCAACAUUUUCCAUAUGCUUAUGGAAUUGGAUAUUUUAAAAAGACAGAGGAAAACAUAUCUGAGCUUAUGGGAAAAAUCAGUUUAGUCAAAAUAAUUAUAAAACUGAACAUGACCUUAAAAUUUUUUUAUUAACAUAGGUGCUACAUUCCACCAGUGCAGGUACCUGUGAAACCUGGUCAGUAAUUUGUUUUUUCUUACUACAAAUAAGAAAAUGAAAUAGAUUUCAUUGGCUGCUAUGUGAAACUGCACUGGUUCAAUUUAGCUGAUAUAUCAGGCCCUACAUUUUCAGGCUGAACACAAUUGUCCUAGUUCACUGAAAUUCCUAAUUAUUUUAGAGAAGUAUUUAACUGGAUGCAAUGGAAAUGCAGUAAGGUAUUGUAAUAAUCUGGCUGCAAAUUACAGUUUAGUUUUCAAUGCUAUUCUGAAUUCAGAUAGUGCUACCAUGAAAACUACUAGGACAAAGCCAGUAAAUAAAAAUUAAGUUAUGUAUUUUCAACACAAUGGGGUAUAUUUGUCAAAAAGUGAAGUUAGAGAUCACCACAGUCCGCUAGAAUGAAAUACCGCCUCAGAAUCCAAAAAUCCGGCAUCUCAGACUUGCCGAUGUAUAUAAAUCAAUGGGAGAAGUCCCGAAGAUAUCCUGAGCUCUGGGUUUCGUGCAAAAAUCCAAAGAUUUCGGGUUUUUUUCGGGCAAAAAUUCUAAGCAAUCAUAUGAUUUGUAUUUUUGGGCGAUUUUGACGAUUUUUUCAUUUUUCCUGAACUGGAAUUUUUCAGAAAAAUGUAUUGAUAAAUAAUGGGAACGGAUUUGGUCGGAGUAUAUUUCAGAAAAUAAUGAGAUAAAUUUGGAUUUUCAUAAAUAACCCCCUUAAUGUAUAACGACUUACAUUGUAGGCAUGAACAUACUUACUUUUACUGUAAGACUACAGUGGGGGCUGAUAUGCAGAUCUGACUAAAGUUGGAUCUUUUCUGCUACAAUAAAUAACUCCCUUUAUUUGCAAAUGGUAAAGAGUUUUCUUUAGGGGAAACAUUAUCCAAAUGUCUAAAUAAAGCUUUUGCUUUGUAUGUUUUGAGUUUAACUAUGUGGGCUUAUUUUUUGUUACUUAUGUAGCAGUAUUUCUUUAUUACUUAUGCAAAAGCAACAGUUAUCCUAUCUUAUAGCAACCUGCCACAGUGGUCGCUCAGUCUGUGUGAAUCAAUAUAACCUUUAUAACCCAAGUCUAAGCUUAUGAGUUAAACCAAGGAAGAGGAAACCCCACCACUGUAAAUUUAACCUUUUAAGUGUUACGCAUCAUAGAAUCUUCAGUACUGGCUUUGCAGCACUUUUGUUUUUAUAUGGGUUCAUAUGCUCUCCGGUAGCACACAGUCCCACUCACAAAAAGUCCUGCAGCAACAAAAGUAUAAUAUAGUGCAAUAUUAGCAAAAUCAGAUUAGCAAUGGAAAACUGCACAGAACUUGUACACAAAAUAUUAAAUGAGGCUGUUAAAACAUGGACAAAAUUCAUAGCAUCUCUUUGAAAAAAUACAAAACUAGAAACCGAGGUGUAUGCAAUGAAAAGAACAAUUUUUGUUUUUGAAGCAGCAACCUUAAACAUUUAUAAAUAAACUUUUGUUACAUA